GUGCAAUUGAGAAACCUAGCAGAAAAGAACUCUCUACUAGGUAUUGGUGCGCUGCGGGCUUCCUGUUGGCUUCAAUAAAUAACUACAUUUCGAAUAAUAAUAAAAAUGUAGUCGCUGUAAGAAGUUACAAAGUGUCAAACAGAAGGAGCAUAAAUCAAACAAGUUGAUGAAAGUGGUUUAGGCGGUAGAAAUACAAGGAGAAAGUGGAAAGUCUAAUUAAAAAAAAAAUAUAUAUAUAUAAUAGAGGAAACGCCAUAAUUACACCAGCACCGAUUGAAUGGCGAUGGUAAAUGCUUGCUUCAUAAGAGCGCGUAAUUAUAAAAGAAUCAAAGGUCACAAAGCAAACUUUUGAAGAAACUAUAGACAGAUGCAUAGAUAAAAACAAAAUACAUGAAGCUACAAGAUAAAAAUAAGUUUUAAAAGAAUCAUUCUAAAUAAUUUAUUUUUUGGCAUGGAUAAGCUUAAUUAGCACACCUUUAUGAAGGAAAUCACUAAAGAAAUGCAUAAGCACCGAAUUUCAAAAAAAAAAAAACUGUGAUCACGCAAAAUAAUGCGCUAUAUUCGCCCACACGUUAAGCCAACCUAAAUAGCUAAUUAACUGUAUCUACAAAGAGUUUGUCCGCAGAUAAAAAAAAAAAGCUUAAGCAGCUUAAAAGACUCACAAAGCUCAAAACACUGUUAAAUUUGAGAAAGAUUUCUUAAAAAGACAGAAACUCUAUAAAAGCAGUAAAAAUUGCAAAAGCUCAAUAAGUUAGAAAAAAACUUAAAAAGUUCAAAAUAGCUCAAAAAUCUCAGAAAAAGUUUCAUAAUACGCUUCAGAAAGCUAAUAACAACGACGAAAUUUGCAUUAAAAAAAACCCAAAAAAGUAAAAGCUCUUAAAGCUCAGUAAAGCUCCAGCUCCACGUCGAGAUUACACGGAAAGUCAAAAUUUAGCACAAGUAGUUUAACUAGCAAACCAACAAAAUGCCACAGUUCAAGCCCGUACUCAUUAUAUUCCUAUUCAUGGCGACCAAGUGUCCCAGUUCGUCUUCACAAAAUCUGCAUGUUUAUACUUAUAUUACAGAACCAAAUUCACAGCUCGAUCCAGAUCCUGAGUUUUUGGGCACUAUCAAUAAUGUCACAUAUCCAGCGGGAAGAGAGGCGAUAUUGGCGUGUUCGGUACGAAAUUUGGGCAAAAAUAAGGUCGGUUGGCUGCGCGCCUCUGAUCAAACUGUGCUCGCUCUACAGGGUCGCGUUGUGACACACAAUGCUCGGAUAAGUGUUAUACACGAAGAUGCGCACACUUGGAAGUUGAAGAUCAGCAAACUGCGCGAAAGCGAUCGUGGUUGUUAUAUGUGCCAAAUAAAUACGAGUCCAAUGAAAAAGCAAAUCGGCUGUAUCGAUGUGCAAGUGCCACCCGACAUCAUCAACGAGGAAUCCUCAGCCGACUUGGCAGUACAAGAGGGCGAGGACGCCACAUUGACCUGCAAGGCGACGGGCAAUCCAAUGCCACGCGUCAUCUGGCGUCGUGAAGAUGGUGAAAUGAUUUUAAUACGCAAGUCGGGAAGUCGUGAACUGAUGAAAGUGGAGUCUUACAGUGGUUCUUCUUUGCGGUUGAUACGCUUGGAGCGUAGACAGAUGGGCGCCUACUUGUGCAUUGCAUCGAAUGAUGUGCCACCGGCAGUUAGUAAGAGGGUUUCGCUAAGUGUGCAGUUUGCACCCAUGGUACGUGCUCCUAGCCAACUACUGGGCACGCCUCUCGGCUCGGAUGUGCAACUAGAAUGUCAUGUUGAGGCUUCGCCCUCACCCGUCUCAUAUUGGUUAAAGGGUGCGCGCACUCCGAGUGGUUACGCCAGCUUAACAAGCUCGAACUUGGAAUUAGGACAACCGGGACCAGAAAUGCUUUUGGAUGGUCCCAAAUAUGGUAUAACGGAAAAACGUGACGGCUAUCGUGGAGUAAUGCUGCUGAUUGUUCGUUCAUUCUCUCCCUCCGAUGUUGGCACAUAUCAUUGUGUGAGCACGAAUUCCCUCGGCCGUGCUGAAGGCACGCUGAGGUUAUAUGAAAUUAAACUACAUCCCGGUGCUGCAUCCGUAAAUGAUGAUCACCUGAAUUUUAUUAGUGGCAUUGAAGAAGCGGCGCGCGGCAGUGCAAAUUCUCAUUCAUUGACGGCUCUACUAAAGAUCCAAUUGGCGUUUUACAUAGUAAAUUUGCUACUUUCAACGCUCAAUUCACCGAAAGCAGAAGACUGGCGGGCGUAGUUUAAGUAAGCGUAAAAAGACUAAUGCAUUUAUUUACCAUUUAUGCAUUUAUAUACAUACUUUUGCUUAGCACGUUUCUUUGUUUGUUCGUUGGUUAAAAUAAUAGUAAAAAAGAACAAAAAUGUAGUAUAAUGAAGAAAUACCGAAAUUUUCACCUAUUUUGCUGUCAAUUAAAUAUUAAAUACGAAUUGUAAAAAGUGUAUAUGCAUCUAUAUAAAUAUUAAAUUUUCAGUAUGUAUACGAAAAACUCUCGCACUCUCCCGGGGCAUUGUAGCUUGAAGGAAAUUUUAAAACGCUUCUACCGAUCGGCGUUGAGUCUGCGGGACUGCAUUUUUAUGAUUGAGUUCAAUUGCAUGAUAUUCGUUCAAUUUUUGCUGACGUUUCCAACGCCGAGCUCGAAAUCGAAAUUUCUGCAAAAGCUCUAGAGUAAAAACUUAUGACACGGUUAUUUUUAUUUUUAUUCUUAAGAUUAAACAUUUCCUUAUCUAUGAUUUUCUUGCUGAACUACUGUCAAUACUCCGUGUUGGAAUGGAUCGAGCUGUGCUUCACUUAGAUAUCAAGUGGUUGCGAAGAAAUUGAGACAUUGUGUUCAUGUUACAUUCAAACCUUUAAAAGCGACUCUGCGUCUUAUUUCCGCAAAACAAAAACAAUUUGAACAAACCAAAUAACGUAUUUUCGUUCGUAUUGAUGAAGCCAUUUACUUUCCAAGUCGUGUUCUUCAGUUGUUGUUCCAAUCAAAUUGGUUAUCGUACGAUCAUAAAGCUCCGAAUUGAAAGUGAUAGUUUCACCUCCCAGCCAAAGAGUGCACCAGAGAGUUUUUUUGGGUGCAAUUUCCUGUCCUUAAUUAUUUUACGAUACUCCUUCCUGUGCUACCAGGUCUCUGACAAGCUCAUUUAGAUCAUCUUCGCUGAAUAGAAUGCUCUGAAAUACGCUACUGCUGUAAAAAAUCAGCUUAAAGUUCACCAAAUCUCGUAAAACUAAAUCUCGUAAAGUCUGAGGCUGUUUUGAGAUCAGCGACUCAACUUACUGGACAUCACUUGAUGAAAGUCACUGCCAGUUUUUGCCAUACAUACUCGUAUAACUUCUACGUUAUUAUCUGUAAUGCUAGUUAAAACUUCCGUUGUUGUUAUAACCGUUAAAAUAUUCUCAUAAUUGAUUUUCGUGAAAUAUUGCAAGAGCAGCACGAAACACGUUUGAUUUUAGUUGCCUCUCACGACAUGCGUUCCUUACCGUUAAAAAAUUCUUGAGCGCCCAAUCCGAUGUGAUAGCUGUAAGAGUUCUCUAAACACGCUUAGGAAAAGGUGAGCUAGUCUAAGCAAUUAAUGUAGUCUAACGGGAGGUUCAUGAAACGAGCUUUUUCCAGGGACUAGGUCCAGAGGCCAAUUGGGGAUAUUAUAUAUAAAUCGAUUUUAAGGGACUGCGCAGAGAUAGUUAGUGUCAUGACGGGUUUAAUUGCAGAACAUACGUUGGGUGUGCCGCAGUCAAGUCUGGAUAUAUAUAGGAGUUAAAUCGACUACAAUAUCCAGCUCAAGCAGUCAACGGCAUAUUAGACCAAAGAAAUACCCUCUGGUUGAGUAGGGAUUUUCGAGAUGCAAAACUUAAACAUAAGCGGAGAGAGGACACCGCCUUGCAGAACCUAUUGUUUAAUUUUACGGCGCUUGGCAGCUUGUCUCCGCUAGAGACUAUACAAUUGGAUGUGUAUUUUGAGCGACUUCUUAAUCUUGGACUUUGUCCGUCGCGAGAGUUUCUUAACUUUUCUAUUCUCUACUAAGUUCAAAAACAUUAUUAUAUUUCCAGAGAGCUCGAAAAUAUUUUCAAUCUUAUGCCAUGACUGUCAAGUGUUUGACAACAGUCUAUUUAGACAGUACAAUAUGAUUCCAGCGCUAGAUUUUCGAGAUGUAAGCUAUGAAGCUGCAAAUCCUAUUUUUCCGAUUUAGUCGUUUUUUUACAAUAGUAUUGGGUUUUAUGAAGACCAGGGUUCGAAUUAUAGAAAAUUAAUUUUUCCAAUUGCCGUCACCCCAUGGCAGGGAUUGUCAGGCCCUCCGAGUGUAUUUCUGACAUCAAACAAAUAGCUCCUCGCAAAAAUCCAGCGGUCGUUCGGAGGCGGUUUAGUAUAAAUUGGAGGUCCUUCCAUUUGGUGGUAAAAUCUCAAGACGAAUGUCACAAACUGGAAGAGGAGCUCGACCGAAAGUCACUUCAGCGGUUCACAAAGCGUUAUUUAUAUAUUUAUAUAUAUUUGGUUGUCAAUAUCUAAAUUAUACGAUUGUUAGCGAAAAGAAAACUAUUUUGUUAUGAGCUAAAGGAAAUAUUUUGCCAAAAAUGAGAAAAAAAUGCAAAAAAUGGUGUGAAAUAAUAAUAGAAAAAAAAUAGUUAAGGCAAAUACAAUAUUUAUUUAUGGUUUACUGUAAGUUAGCUAUACUCGUACAAUGAUUAAACGAAAAAAA
Molecule: messenger RNA, 4683 nt
Organism: Ceratitis capitata (Mediterranean fruit fly)
Lineage: Eukaryota; Metazoa; Arthropoda; Insecta; Diptera; Tephritidae
Gene: DIP-gamma
Product: lachesin
Exons: 10
Coding region: 965-2239 (424 amino acids)
Cellular component (GO): neuron projection
Source: RefSeq, a predicted model, not a curated record